Messenger RNA from Penicillium cataractarum, 387 nucleotides. RefSeq lists its product as uncharacterized. Bases 1 to 387 code for a protein of 128 amino acids. The transcript is spliced from 3 exons. The record is from RefSeq and is a predicted model, not a curated record. NCBI's taxonomy places the organism in Eukaryota, Fungi, Ascomycota, Eurotiomycetes, Eurotiales, Aspergillaceae.
AUGACUCUCCAGUUGCCCGAUUUCGAUGAACUCCCACCAGUCGAAGGCAUGCCCCAGGGAUGUGCAUGGGGUGUUUUCGAUAAAGAUGGUCGAAGGGACAUGUUUGGUACCCUGAACCUCUUGACGACAGAGGUAGUCAAGGCUGCGACUGCAGAGGUUCGAAGGGGAAUCUCCAUCUCUCUUAACUGGCCACUUGGCAGCAUCAGGAAUCCCAAUUUCUUCCGAAAGAGCCUUACUCACAAGGUUAUGAAACUGGAGGAUGGGGAGACUGAUUCACACUAUGGGUUUGACGACGAGGUCGAGUUCAAUACUCAAGCAAGCAGCCAGUGGGAUAGUCUCUGUAUGUUUCAAACGAACAAUAACUUCAAGAUCAAGUCUAACAUCUAA